AUGACGAUGCGCCCAGAAGUAUCGGUUUACAACGUCGCUGACGGGCGCCGUUCCGCGGCCACCGUCAUGCCCAAGGUUUUCUCUGCGCCGCUCAGGCUUGACCUCGUGAGGUCGGUACAUACGAACAUGUCGAAGAACAAGAGGCAAGCCUACGCCGUCAGCAAGAUGUCUGGAUACCAGACGUCUGCCAGGAGUUGGGGAACAGGUCGCGCCAUGGCCCGUGUGCCCCGCGUAAAGGGUGGUGGUACCCACCGCGCUGGACAAGCCGCCUACGCCAACUUCUGUAAGGCUGGUGGCAUGUACGCCCCCACCCGCGUCUGGAGGAGGUGGCACCGCAAGGUCAACCUCAAGGAAAAGAGGCAGGCAGUUGCGGCAGCCAUCGCUGCGACCGCUGUCGUACCCAUCGUCAUGUCCAGGGGACACCGCAUCGAAGCGCUACGUGAGGUGCCGAUGGUGGUGGACGACUCCAUUGAGCAGCUGAACAAGACCAAGGAUGCCGUAAAGUUCCUGGAGACCAUCGGCCUUGCUGCUGAAUUGGAGAGGGUUAGCAAGGUCAGGGGACACGCCAGGGAUGGCCGCAAGAAGAGGCCCGUAGGACCUCUUAUUAUUCUCAGGGCCUCUGCCGUAGAAGGCAGGAGGGCGUUCAGGAACAUUCCUGGUGUGGAGGUCGCUUCCGUCGAGAGGCUCAACCUCCUCAAGCUUGCGCCCGCUGGAACUCUUGGCAGGCUCUGCAUUUGGAGCAAGUCUGCCUUCGAGGCCGUCGACGAGUACGUCAAGCUUAUGCCGACCAGACUCCUCAAGAACGCCGACAUGUGCGCACUUGUUAACUCUACACCUGUGCAACGCGUGUUCAGGGCGCCCAGGAAGAGCAUGCCAAGAGUCGUGAUCAAGCGCGGGUGCUCCACGAAGGUCAUCAAGUUCGUGCGUGAAUCGCUGCGCGCAAGCGGACUUGCGGGUGUCAAAACUACGGCUACCAAGACCAAGGAGGAAAUUAAGCGCUGCAAGGCGAACUCUAAGGCUUUCAUUAGCGCUAUCAGGGAGGCCAUCUCGACCAAGUCCCUUAACGUUAGCGACGAAGUCCAGGCGCUCCAGCAGCAGUAA
Babesia ovata is the source of this 1101-nucleotide messenger RNA. RefSeq names its product ribosomal RPL4. Lineage: Eukaryota; Apicomplexa; Aconoidasida; Piroplasmida; Babesiidae. Gene Ontology annotation, molecular function: RNA binding; structural constituent of ribosome. Gene Ontology annotation, biological process: translation. Bases 1 to 1101 code for a protein of 366 amino acids. Gene Ontology annotation, cellular component: ribosome; cytosolic large ribosomal subunit. The record is from RefSeq and is a predicted model, not a curated record. The transcript has a single exon.